Messenger RNA from Aegilops tauschii subsp. strangulata, 1007 nucleotides. RefSeq names its product chitinase 6-like. The record is from RefSeq and is a predicted model, not a curated record. Gene Ontology annotation, molecular function: chitin binding; chitinase activity. Lineage: Eukaryota; Viridiplantae; Streptophyta; Magnoliopsida; Poales; Poaceae. Gene Ontology annotation, biological process: chitin catabolic process; carbohydrate metabolic process; cell wall macromolecule catabolic process.
CGGAAACUUGACAUCGAUCAAGGAUCAGACGACACGAGCUAGUAGCCACAAAGCCAACGAUCUCGACCGCUCGGGUCAUCAGCAACGAACCAUGGCGCGGGUGCUGGCUCUCGGCGCCGCCGCGGCUUUCCUCCUCCUGGCAGUGGCAUCGACCAUGGCGGCCGCGCAGAACUGCGGGUGCGCGGCGAGUCAGUGCUGCAGCCGCUGGGGGUUCUGCGGCGCCACCAGCGAGUACUGCGGCACGGGCUGCCGCUCGGGUCCCUGCACCGUGCCCGUCACCAACAACGUGUCCGUGCCCGCCAUCGUCACGCCGGCCUUCUUCGACGCGCUCGUCGCCCAGGCCGCCGACGACUGCGCCGCCAAGGGCUUCUACACCCGCGACGCCUUCCUCACGGCGCUCGGCGGGUACCCCGCCUUCGGCCGCACCGGCUCCGACGACGACUCCAAGCGCGAGAUCGCCGCCUUCUUCGCCCACGUCAACCACGAGACCAUAAAGUUCUGCUACAUCGACGAGAUCAACGGGCCGAGCAAGAACUACUGCGACCCGACGAACGCGGAGUGGCCGUGCGCCGCCGGGAAGGGCUACUACGGCCGCGGGCCGCUGCAGAUCUCGUGGAACUACAACUACGGGGCGGCAGGGCAGAGCCUCGGCUUCGACGGGCUCAACGACCCGGACGCGGUGGCGCGGAGCCCCGUCUUGGCGUUCCAAGCGGCGCUCUGGUACUGGAUGAACAGCGUGCACGACGUCAUCGUCUCCGGCCAGGGGUUCGGCGCCACCAUCAGGGCCAUCAAUGGCGCGCUCGAGUGCAACGGCAAGAACCCCAGCGCCGUCAACGACCGCGUCGCCUUCUACAAGCAGUUCUGCCAGCAGUUCGGCGUCGACCCGGGGACCAGCCUCACCUGCUAAGCUCACUAUCUAGGACAUCGCGUGGACUUGGUUGUGGCAUAUGUGCGUGCAUCUGAUUCGGACAGACAUAUUCAGGAUAAAAUUGCUUUCUGAUUUGAUA